AUGAUUCCUACUACUUAUUCGACUGUGGUUGGCGAGAUGUUGUUUCGCAAAAGAAAGGAGGGUCGCGGAAAUCAAGAAAAUCGGAGAAGCGGUCCGAGAAACAUGACAAAUCAAAAAAAGUGGAUGCCGGAGCAGCAAAGAAUCAAGCCGUCACACCAUCAAUCAAGCGGACUAACUAUGGCGAUCGCUAUGCACGAGCGAAGCCGUUGUCCCUCUGGUAAAGGUUCAAGCUUUCGAAUAAGAUCGUGCCACCCGAGAAAUUCGAGAAACUGCAGAAGACGCAAUCGAAUUCGAAGAGAUCCAUCCACAUUAGGU
Mesorhabditis belari is the source of this 315-nucleotide messenger RNA. Lineage: Eukaryota; Metazoa; Nematoda; Chromadorea; Rhabditida; Rhabditidae. The record is from the annotation of a GenBank genome assembly.